Manihot esculenta (cassava) is the source of this 3820-nucleotide messenger RNA. Its product is annotated as DExH-box ATP-dependent RNA helicase DExH10. Gene Ontology annotation, cellular component: nucleus. Gene Ontology annotation, biological process: maturation of 5.8S rRNA; RNA catabolic process. Lineage: Eukaryota; Viridiplantae; Streptophyta; Magnoliopsida; Malpighiales; Euphorbiaceae. Gene Ontology annotation, molecular function: ATP binding; RNA helicase activity; RNA binding. The coding region runs from base 592 to 3555 and encodes 987 amino acids. The record is from RefSeq and is a predicted model, not a curated record. The transcript is spliced from 16 exons.
ACUAUUGAGAAAAGUGUUGGUUGUGUAACUUUCUUGUUUGAGGUAUCUUGUUAAAUGUCGCUCUCCAGUCCAUCAGAAACUGCCCAUGGAAAGUAAAUGAACUGUGAACUUGGCUCAUUCACUGAUCAAUUAUCAAUAGCUUUCUUAUUUAUUUUUUAUGUUUGGAACUUACUUUUUGUGCUAACUGUGUUAUAUUCUAAAUUACAAACCCUAACUCUGAUCAUGAUUUUCUCUUUUCAAUUACACAUUAACACACAUUAAUAAGCUGGCAUUGUUAUGUUAUAAGCUGGCAUUGGAGUGGACUAGACACAAACUUGGAGAAGCUUCUCCAAACGAAAUUUGACAAUUUGGGACCACCAUCAAUAAUUGCAUUUUAGUCUCCACCCACCAGUUGCUUCACUCUAGCAGCUCCAAAACUCCUUCUAAUGUAUAAGAUAAUGACUGCCACAUUAACACACAUUAAUAAGCUGGCAUUGUUAUUAGAUAUGAAGUAUUUGAAUUUAGUUAUCUUAAAUGAACCUAUGAUUUCUUUUGAAGAUUUUUCUUGAAUCUAGGCAAAAAUUUGAGUUAACAUAAGCUUGAAGCCUAGUAAUGGAGGAGUCACCAAUCCCAGGAAAACGGAAAAAACUAGAGGAAGUUGAGGUUGGAGCUACCUCUGAAUCUGCCCUAAAGCGGAGAAAUUUGACACGGACUUGUGUGCAUGAGGUUGCUGUUCCUGGUGGUUACACAUCAACCAAAGAUGAAAAACUUCAUGGGACCCUCUCAAAUCCUGAAUUCAAUGGCGAGAUGGCAAAGACCUACAAGUUUGAACUUGACCCAUUUCAGAAAGUAUCAGUGGCAUGUUUGGAAAGGAAUGAGUCGGUUCUUGUUUCCGCUCAUACAUCUGCGGGGAAGACUGCUGUGGCUGAGUAUGCAAUUGCUAUGGCCUUUAGAGAUAAGCAGAGAGUUAUAUACACAUCACCAUUGAAAGCUUUGAGUAACCAAAAGUAUAGGGAAUUGCAUCAUGAGUUUCAAGAUGUUGGGUUGAUGACAGGUGAUGUGACUCUCUCACCUAAUGCCAGUUGUCUAGUGAUGACAACCGAGAUUCUUAGGGGGAUGCUUUAUAGGGGAUCAGAGAUUUUGAAGGAAGUUGCAUGGGUCAUCUUUGAUGAAAUUCAUUAUAUGAAGGAUCGUGAAAGAGGUGUUGUUUGGGAAGAGAGUAUUAUAUUUUUGCCACCAGAAAUAAAGAUGGUUUUCCUUUCUGCAACAAUGUCAAAUGCCACAGAGUUUGCAGAAUGGAUUUGUCAUCUGCACAAGCAACCAUGUCAUGUUGUAUACACAGAUUUUCGACCAACUCCACUGCAGCAUUAUGUUUUCCCCAUGGGUGGUGCUGGGCUUUAUCUUGUUGUGGAUGAGAAUGAGCAGUUCAGGGAAGACAAUUUUAUGAAACUUCAAGAUACCUUCACAAAACAGAAAGUUGGUGAUGGGAACAAGAGCUCAAAUGGUAAAGGGAGUGGAAGAAUUGCAAAAGCUGGGAAUGCUUCGGGCGGUUCUGACAUAUACAAAAUUGUGAAGAUGAUCAUGGAGCGGAAAUUUCAACCAGUUAUAGUUUUCAGCUUCAGUAGAAGAGAGUGUGAACAACAUGCCAUGUCUAUGUCUAAGCUUGAUUUUAAUACCCAAGAGGAAAAGGAUAUUGUGGAACAAGUAUUUAAUAAUGCAAUUCUCUGCUUGAAUGAGGAAGACAGAAACUUGCCUGCUAUUGAACUAAUGUUACCACUACUUCAGCGGGGCAUCGCUGUCCAUCAUUCUGGCCUUCUUCCUGUUAUCAAGGAACUUGUAGAGCUUCUUUUCCAGGAAGGCCUUGUAAAGGCCCUCUUUGCCACAGAGACAUUUGCCAUGGGUUUAAACAUGCCUGCAAAGACUGUUGUUUUUACAUCUGUUAAGAAGUGGGAUGGUGAUAGCCAUCGCUACAUUGGAUCUGGGGAGUAUAUCCAGAUGAGUGGAAGGGCUGGACGUCGGGGCAAAGAUGAGCGUGGUAUUUGUAUAAUAAUGAUUGAUGAGCGGAUGGAGAUGAAUACACUGAAGGACAUGGUUUUGGGUAAACCAGCUCCUCUAGUUAGUACAUUCAGACUGAGCUACUAUUCAAUUUUAAAUUUAAUGAGGCGUGCUGAAGGCCAGUUCACUGCUGAGCAUGUAAUAAAGAAUUCAUUCCACCAGUUUCAGUAUGAGAAGGCUUUACCUGGUAUAGGGAAGAAGGUUUCAAAGCUGGAGGAGGAGGCUGCUGAGCUUGAUGCGUCUGGGGAGGCUGAAGUGGCGGAAUACCACAAGUUAAAACUUGAGAUGGCCCAACUUGAGAAGAAGAUGAUGGCAGAAAUAACUAGGCCUGAAAGAGUUCUUUAUUAUCUUUGCACUGGUCGACUGAUCAAGGUAAGAGAAGGUGGAACUGAUUGGGGUUGGGGAGUUGUGGUAAAUGUUGUUAAAAAACCUGCUCCUGGAUUAGGCACAUUGCCAUCACGUGGUGCUGGUUAUAUAGUGGAUACUUUACUUCAUUGCUCACCUGGACCUAGUGAGGGUGGUUCACGGCCAAGACCAUGUUCGCCUCAGCCUGGAGAAAAGGGUGAGAUGCAUGUGGUCCCUGUUCAGUUGCCUCUAAUUUCUGCCUUAAGUAAAGUUAGAAUAUCUGUCCCUCCUGAUCUCCGACCGCUGGAAGCAAGGCAAAGUAUACUGCUCGCAGUACAGGAGCUAGGAACUCGAUUUCCUGAAGGGCUUCCAAAACUUAAUCCUGUAAAGGACAUGAAAAUUGAGGAUCCUGAAAUUGUUGAUUUGGUCAACCAAAUUGAGGAACUUGAAAGGAAGUUACAUGCUCAUUCAAUGCACAAGUCUCAAGAUGUGAACCAAAUCCGAAAUUUUGAAAGGAAGGCAGAGGUGAAUCAUGAAAUUCAACAGCUCAAGUUAAAAAUGCGGGAUUCACAGCUCCAAAAGUUUCGUGAUGAAUUAAAGAACCGGUCGCGAGUCCUGAAAAGGCUUGGCCAUAUAGAUGCUGAUGGUGUUGUCCAGUUGAAGGGCAGAGCAGCCUGCUUGAUAGACACAGGAGAUGAACUACUUGUUACUGAAUUAAUGUUCAAUGGUACCUUCAACGACCUUGAUCAUCACCAAGUUGCAGCUCUUGCAAGUUGCUUCAUUCCUGUAGAUAAAUCUAGUGAACAAAUACAUUUGAGAUCAGAGCUUGCCAAGCCACUACAACAACUCCAAGAGAGUGCAAGAAAAAUAGCAGAAAUUCAAUAUGAAUGUAAAUUGGACAUAAAUGUGGAUGAAUACGUGGAAUCAACAGUGAGACCAUACUUGAUGGAUGUGAUUUACUGUUGGUCAAAGGGAGCGAGUUUCUCUGAUGUUAUACAAAUGACUGAUAUUUUUGAGGGAAGUAUCAUUAGGAGUGCUAGACGACUAGAUGAAUUCUUGAACCAGCUGUCUGCCGCUGCUCAAGCUGUAGGGGAAGUAAAUCUGGAGAAAAAAUUUGCAGCAGCGAGUGAAAGCCUGCGCCGAGGUAUUAUGUUUGCCAAUUCACUAUAUCUAUGAUAUGAUUGAGAUCCAAUCACAAUCACAUAUGGGUAAAAUGGUUAAACACAAGGUUAAAUCUUAUGGCGAGUUUGCAAUUAUUGCUGCUUGAGAUGUGGUUGAAGAACAUGCAUACAGUAGGUUCCACCCUUGAUUCCAUCAAGUUGCUUUCAACUUCAGAUCUGUGUGUAUAUUGUGAUAGUGUUCUUAGAAUACCGUAGGAAAUUAGGAAUCACAGUUUGCUACAGGGCAUUGAUUUAAUGAAUCUUCUUCUUCUUCUUCUUCU